Molecule: messenger RNA, 1408 nt
Organism: Oryctolagus cuniculus (rabbit)
Lineage: Eukaryota; Metazoa; Chordata; Mammalia; Lagomorpha; Leporidae
Product: HLA class II histocompatibility antigen, DRB1 beta chain
Biological process (GO): immune response; antigen processing and presentation
Cellular component (GO): membrane; MHC class II protein complex
Source: RefSeq, a predicted model, not a curated record
CAGAGUUGUCACAGUGAGACUCGCCUGCUCCCCUGGCACCAGGCCCCUCCUGCUCUCCAGGAUGCUGUGUCCUUGGCUCUCCCGAGGCCCCUGCCUGGCAGCUCUGACUGUGACACUGCUGGUGCUGAGCCCCACCCCGGCUUUGGCUGGGGACCUCCUAUCCCGUUUCAUGCUGCAGAUGAAGUAUGAGUGUCAUUUCUCCAACGGGACGCAGCGGGUGCGGUACGUGGAGAGGCACUUCUACAACCGGGAGGAGACCCUGCGCUUCGACAGCGACGUGGGGGAGUUCAGGGCGCUGACGGAGCUGGGCCGGCCGGAGGCGGAUGCCUGGAACCAGCGCGAGGACAGACUGGAGGACAGGAGGGCCGCGGUGGACACGUUUUGCAGAUACAACUACCUGGCGCUGGAGAGCUUCGCUGGGCGGCGGCGAGUUGUGCCGAAGGUGACCGUGUACCCUGCAAAGACGCAGCCCCUGCAGCACCACAACCUCCUGGUCUGCGCUGUGAGUGGCUUCUAUCCAGGCCACAUUGAAGUGCGGUGGUUCCGGAAUGGAGAGGAAGAGGAGGCUGGGGUGGUGUCCACAGGCCUGAUCUGUAAUGGAGACUGGACCUUCCAGACCCUGGUGAUGCUUGAGACAGUUCCUCAGAGUGGAGAGGUGUACACGUGCCAGGUGGAGCACCCGAGCGUGACCAGCCCCAUCACCGUGGAAUGGAGGGUACAGUCGGAAUCUGCUCACAGCAAGCAGCUGAGUGGAAUUGGGGGCGUGGUGCUGGGUCUGUUCUUCCUGGGUGUGGGGCUGUUCAUCUACUGCAGGACUCAGAAGGUGUGAUUACCCGGAGCCCCAAGAGAGGAGGGAAAGCAACCAUUGUCACAGUCAGCUCUGAGUACAGCCUUGCCUCUGUCCCCUGCAAGGCUCCUGGCCCGGAGUGAAGAUGGUGACACAUCGAAGAGCCUCCGUCCCUGAUUCUUCAUCAUGACAUCUUUUCUGGAAGGCUCCUAUUCUUUCUCACAGAGAGUGGUUCCUCAGGACCUGGCUCCCUCCUGGUUCAGUGACCUACAGAAAAUGUCCUGUCUAUGGCCUCCUUGGCCCCUGGCUUUGCCUGGAAGUCUCAAUACUGACGGCGGUGCCUUCUCUGCAUUGUUUGCAGCUAUUAUUUAGAUGCAACCCUUGCAGCCUCCUCUGCAUCGGAUAUCACCCGGUGCUACAGCACUUUAACACACUUUUCUCAAAUAAGGUGAAAUACUGUCGGCAUCAUACAGCUGCAAGGAAGCGAACUGGAAAAGAGAGGGAGGAUCACAUCACCAAGCAACAAGAGUUUUCAUUCCUAGCUGAUAAAUAAGAGAAAUAAUGCAUAUGUUAAAGGCAUUGAUUUGGCUGUUCUACAUGUAUGCAAAUAUCAAACCAUCA